Molecule: messenger RNA, 1006 nt
Organism: Branchiostoma belcheri (Belcher's lancelet)
Lineage: Eukaryota; Metazoa; Chordata; Leptocardii; Amphioxiformes; Branchiostomatidae
Exons: 4
Coding region: 56-1006 (316 amino acids)
Source: RefSeq, a predicted model, not a curated record
CCAAGGAAGCUAAUUUCAUACAUGACGUCCUUGCCCGGGAAUACCAUAUACGGUAAUGAGGGUUUGGCCUAAGCUGGCUUCAGGGACCAUGGUGACUGACAACCUGUGUCCUCCAGAGUCACCCCUAUUAGGUCACCCUGCGCGCACGUGUAUCCCGUUACUUGAGAGACGAGACGAACUCAAGUUGACCUCACUACACAGAGCAUAUUUAGUAGUAAUGGCAACAUUUCCAUUUGGGGAGGACUUUUGGGGGGAAAAAGAGUUUGGCAAGAUUUUAAGGCGAGCUAGGAGAAAGCCACCCAAACUAUACAAUGUGGAAGAUGUAGUUGCCGAGGAGAAACGAAGAGGCGAAACUUGGGUGAAGGUGAAAUGGGCAGGGAGUUGGCCUGGCCAGCAGCACUCCUGGGUCCCCCUCCAGGAGAACCCAGAGUUGGAGGCCUACCUGCAUCACUACAGGGAGGCCACUGCUCUGGGCAGGGGGGGAACUCAGGAGGACUCAAGUACAAUUCAGUACUUGAAAACUGCCAUCCUCACUGCCCUAGGGGAGGGCAGUCACAAGGCUGGACAAUAUAACACCAAGGCCAGCCUGACCAUCCCCUUCCCACGUACAGAGUUCGACAAGCAUUUUCGUUCGCUGAACAUUAUUGGUUGGGUGGCAGGUCCCUCAGGACAGCCAGAGACAUUCUCUUGCCACCCAACUGAGCUCAUCGCAGUGCUUGGCAGAGGAUGGCACCGGAAACCGCUCAAGUCAUCCUCUCUCAUCUUGGUGACAGAGGUCCGUGUCACCUGGGGCUACAGGCCUGUGGUCAGAUAUGACCAUUCUGAAUGCCCCAGGUGCACACACAAGCGCGCAGAGAGACUUCGGCCAUCACAGUGCUGCCCAAAGGAGACACAGCAUCUGGACGAAGGAUGGCUGACCCUUUCUCUGAGAAGGGAAGUUGUGAACACAAUCCACCCAAAAAGGUACGAGCUAUGUCUCUAUGUACAGGUAAGCACAACAGUUUAG